UCCACACCUCCUGCACCACCUGCAGCCCCUCGCCAUGUCUCUUGCAGAAGCGUCCGAGGCGAGAAAAGCUAGGCUUACCGCGCUGCGGAAGCGCAAGGCCGGUGAGGCCACAGACGAGGCUGGAGCAGAUGAUGAACCAGUCAUUAAGCACCGUUCCUUUGACCCGGAUACGCGUACGCUGAAGAAGCAUGCACAAGAUGAAGAUGUGCAGAUGGAGGACACGGUCGAACACCAAGUAGAGGGGCUCGCAGAGAAGAUCAUUGCGGAGGAUGCUGAGCGGAGAGCACAAGACCUAGACCUGUUUAACAUCGCGCCCAAAAGGCCAAACUGGGACCUCAAACGCGAGCUAGACAAGAAACUCUCGAAGCUGGAGAGGAAAACGCAGGAAGCCAUACAUACCCUCAUCCGGCAACGACUAGCGGAACAGAAGGGCCAGUCCGACGAUCUCGUCGGCGCCAUGAACGCCGAGCAGCGGGCGGGCGAAAACGCCUCCUCAGACGAGGAGGAUUGAUUCCGACUAGCGUUAUCUGGACCUGCUACACCGCCCCCGCUGUUGUACUGUAUCAUCUACUUACGUGUACGUGUAUCCUUAUUCUGACCACAGCGUCAAGUAUGUUUGGCAUUUCUCC
Molecule: messenger RNA, 629 nt
Organism: Trametes versicolor FP-101664 SS1
Lineage: Eukaryota; Fungi; Basidiomycota; Agaricomycetes; Polyporales; Polyporaceae
Product: mRNA splicing factor
Exons: 4
Coding region: 35-511 (158 amino acids)
Cellular component (GO): U2-type spliceosomal complex; post-mRNA release spliceosomal complex
Source: RefSeq, a predicted model, not a curated record